AUGGACACAGACGAUCUGCCUGUAGUGCUUCCAUCAAGCACAACGUCAGGUCUCUCGCUAGCACUCCACCCCUUGCCGAUCUUGAACAUAUCAGAGCAUCUCACGCGCCGCAAACUCCAGACGGACAGUAACUCGCCGUUCGUCUUGGGUGCUCUCCUGGGAACGCAGAAUGGGCGUGAAGUCGAGAUAGUCAACUCCUUUGAACUUGCGGUGGAGGAGUCAGACGCAGACAAGGUUGAUCACGGAUUCUUCAUCAUCCGCAGAGACCAAUACAAACAGGUCUUCCCCUCCCUAGAAUUCAUUGGUUGGUACACUGUGGCACCGCAACCCACUGCACGUCAUAUCAAGUUUCAUGAACAGUUUACAGCGUACAGCUCAACCCCUCUACUCCUCAUUCUGCAACCUUCAUCCCCAUCCACCGCAUCGACAUCAGAUGUUACUGCUCAAGCACUGCCAUUCAAAGCCUAUGAGCCCACCACCGAGAUUCGGGACCGAAAGACACGCUCAGUUUUCAUCGAAGCCUCGUAUUCAGUAGAAACCGGUGAAGCCGAGCGGAUAGCCGUUGACUGGACCGCGAAAGGCGGAGGGGGCGAGACUAGCUUGGAAUCUCACCUACAGUCUCAACGAGCUGCGGUGAAGAUGCUCCAUGAUCGAAUUAUUCUCCUCGUCCAAUACGUUACGGACGUACUUGCUGGGCAAGAACCCAUUGACCACGGGACUUUGCGGUCGCUAUCUGCUCUGAUCGCCUCCUUGCCGGCGAGCGAGAAUCCAGCCUUCCGCACAGAAUUCGAGACGGAAUAUGAGGACGUCCAGCUAACGGCGCUGCUUUCGACACUGACGAAGUCGGCCAACACGCUCAACGACUUUGUUGACAAGCACGCGGUACUUACCUCGGGUGGUCGCGAUGAACGUGGUGGAGGUUCGGGAGGUCCACGCCGACGGGGCAUGAGUGGACGUGGAGGUCCUAUGGGAGGAUCUGAGGCUUGGGAGCGAUUCCAUUGAUGUUGUCAUUGCUGUUAAUAUACAUUGGUCUGUACAAACAUGAAUGCC
This is a messenger RNA of Punctularia strigosozonata HHB-11173 SS5, 1050 nucleotides long. Its product is annotated as Mov34-domain-containing protein. Gene Ontology annotation, molecular function: metallopeptidase activity; protein binding. Gene Ontology annotation, cellular component: COP9 signalosome. Bases 1 to 1002 code for a protein of 333 amino acids. The record is from RefSeq and is a predicted model, not a curated record. The transcript has 9 exons. Gene Ontology annotation, biological process: protein deneddylation. Lineage: Eukaryota; Fungi; Basidiomycota; Agaricomycetes; Corticiales; Punctulariaceae.